GUUGUUGUUGAAACAAGGCAGUCCUUCAGGUGAAACGUCCCCCUGAAGCCCUGGGUCCUUCGAGACUGGAGUUCCCCCGCACCUUUCCUCCCUGAGCGAAGAGGUUCCGCCAGAGCCCUGGGUUCCCCCAGCUUCGCAGGAAGGAUUUUGUGGAACUGGUCGAGUCGCUGUCCUCCCAGAAGGAGGACGAGUCGUGGCUUCCAGCCCUGCACCCCCGCAGACAAGGGCCUGCGGAAUAUGUCCCUAGAUGCAGUGGACGGAGCGCGGGCCGUGGAGCCAGAGAGGAAUCCUACAGCUAUUCCAGACUGUGCGCUUCAGAACCGGAGGAGUCGGCUGCUCCUCCUGGGCAGUGUCCGCUUGUUCAAGCUGUACCAUCUGCCUUGAGUCUGUGCUGCCGCCAGGAUGCGGUGGCGGGACCGCGUGGCCGUGCUCUUCUUCCCACAAGGCAUGAUUCUCACCAUGGCUGCACUGAUGCUCUUCUUCAUACACCUGGCCGUCUUCGCCAGCGACGUGCACAACUUCUGCGUCACCCACCACUAUGACCGCAUGAGCUUCCGCUACACAGUUGUCCUGAUGUUCUCCCAGGUGAUCGGCAUCUGCUGGGCCGCCGUGGGGUCACUCUACGCUGAGAUGACACAGGACAAGUUUCGUCGAUGCUUUUCACUGACCAUCCUGAUGCUCAACGGAGCCAUGUUUUUCAACCGCCUGUCCCUGGAGUUUCUGGCCAUUCAGUACCGGGAAGAGAACCACUGAGGCCUGGGGCCCAGGCUGAGAAGGGGGAAGGAAAAGCCUGCUUCGGGUGUUUUAAUAAAGUCUGUCAUUUAUUUCCA
Molecule: messenger RNA, 830 nt
Organism: Balaenoptera ricei (Rice's whale)
Lineage: Eukaryota; Metazoa; Chordata; Mammalia; Artiodactyla; Balaenopteridae
Gene: CATSPERH
Product: transmembrane protein 262
Exons: 4
Coding region: 403-753 (116 amino acids)
Source: RefSeq, a predicted model, not a curated record